Messenger RNA from Carassius carassius (crucian carp), 1352 nucleotides. Its product is annotated as THAP domain-containing protein 1-like. The record is from RefSeq and is a predicted model, not a curated record. Bases 8 to 676 code for a protein of 222 amino acids. The transcript is spliced from 3 exons. NCBI's taxonomy places the organism in Eukaryota, Metazoa, Chordata, Actinopteri, Cypriniformes, Cyprinidae. Gene Ontology annotation, molecular function: sequence-specific DNA binding.
AGGAAACAUGGUUCAGUCCUGCUCGGCGUACGGAUGCAAAAACAGAUACCACAAAGACAAAAACAUCUCCUUUCACAAGUUUCCUCUGGCGCGGCCGGACAUCUGUGGGAGAUGGCUGGCUGCUAUUAAGAGAAGGAACUUCAAACCCACCAAGUACAGCAACAUCUGCUCUCAGCACUUCACCAGAGACUGCUUCAAGCACGAGUGCAACAACCGUGUGCUGAAGGACAACGCUGUGCCCUCGCUCUUCACCUCCAGCAGACUACAGACGGAGGCAGCAUCUCUUGAGGAAACCUUCAGCCCAGACCUGGAAUUUCCUCUGAGUCUCCCAAUGUCUGACGCUGAAGAGACUCCGGAGGAGCGUCCGUCUGAAGCCCAGCCCGGCCCAGACCACUCCAGCACCUUCGUCUCCUGCGACCACAACUACACGGUGGAGGACACGGUGCAGCAGAAGAGACGCAUCGAGACGCUGCAGGAACAGCUGGAGAAGCUGCGCAAGAGACUGAAGACGGUGCAGCAGAAGUGCAGGAGGCAGGAGAGACAGCUGGAGCGCUUCAGAGCCAUGAGACAGGUCCAGAAGCCCAGCAAGGACACUCCACUGGGAGACGGCUACGUCAUCCUGCCCAAAGAGAUCUACGACGUCCUGAGAGGAAUAGAGACCAUCGGAGCGCUGUGAGGGACGUCGAGCGUGAGAGAGUCACGGUUCUAAAGGGGUUUGACUUCUUCUGUCUGUCAUGACCUGUGUUCUGUGUGUGUGAACGUGUUCUCUGUGACUGAAGGAGGUUCUGAUCACAGAUCUUUGUGGAACUGAAUGUCCUUUCAGGAGAAGAUCGUCCUCUUCAGAGCAGAACUAACUCCACAUGCAGUAACUGCGUGAGAGGAUUCAGGUGUAGAAUACAGAGAAACUGAACUCUUUAGCUCUUGUGAAGAUGGUUAGAUGCCAUGAGACUCGACCGACGCCGUGACAAACGCUUCAGUGGAUCAGGUUCUCAUCAUCUACAGAUCUGUUGACAUGUUUGUUCUGUUAUUAAAUGUUUUUUUCUCAUUUAAACCUCUAGAGUUUAUACUGACUAGUUUUUGAUUUGAUUAAUGUUGUAUGACCAAACUGGACUUCACUAAACACAUCUUCAGCAGCCAUAGAGUCUCAUAUCAAAGGGCUUUCAGCUGUUCGUUGUUGCUUUCUCACCUUUGCUUGUUCAUUUAUUAUUUACAAAAAACUUUAAUAAUUGUGGAAUCAAUUUAAGCCAUAUAUGGGUAAAAGUAUAUUUUUGCUGGGAAAACUCAUUGUUGCCUUACAGUCACAGCGCAAUUGUUUAUGUGUUUGACUUUCAAUACAAGGCUCUCGUUCUUGA